Manis pentadactyla (Chinese pangolin) is the source of this 1950-nucleotide messenger RNA. RefSeq names its product eukaryotic translation initiation factor 3 subunit L (gene EIF3L). The record is from RefSeq and is a predicted model, not a curated record. Gene Ontology annotation, biological process: translational initiation. The transcript is spliced from 13 exons. Gene Ontology annotation, molecular function: translation initiation factor activity; protein binding. Gene Ontology annotation, cellular component: cytoplasm; eukaryotic translation initiation factor 3 complex. The coding region runs from base 79 to 1773 and encodes 564 amino acids. NCBI's taxonomy places the organism in Eukaryota, Metazoa, Chordata, Mammalia, Pholidota, Manidae.
GCUGAACUUCCGGCCUCGUGACGCAGGCGCGCGCAUCUCGUUUCGCUCUUUCCGGCUGUGGACGCGAGCGCCGCAAUCAUGUCUUAUCCCGCAGAUGAUUACGAGUCAGAGGCUGCUUAUGAUCCUUAUGCUUACCCGGGCGACUAUGAUAUGCACACAGGAGAUCCAAAGCAGGAUCUGGCUUAUGAACGUCAGUAUGAACAGCAGACCUAUCAGGUGAUCCCCGAAGUGAUCAAAAACUUCAUCCAAUAUUUCCACAAAACGGUCUCAGAUUUGAUUGACCAGAAGGUGUAUGAGCUACAGGCCAGUCGUGUCUCCAGCGAUGUCAUCGACCAGAAGGUGUAUGAGAUCCAAGACAUCUAUGAGAACAGCUGGACAAAGUUGACUGAAAGAUUCUUCAAGAAUACACCUUGGCCUGAGGCUGAAGCCAUUGCUCCACAGGUUGGCAACGAUGCUGUCUUCCUGAUUUUGUACAAAGAAUUAUACUACAGGCACAUAUAUGCCAAAGUCAGUGGAGGGCCCUCCUUGGAGCAGAGGUUUGAAUCCUAUUACAACUACUGCAAUCUCUUCAACUACAUUCUUAAUGCUGAUGGUCCUGCUCCCCUUGAACUACCCAACCAGUGGCUCUGGGAUAUCAUUGAUGAGUUCAUCUAUCAGUUUCAGUCCUUUAGUCAGUACCGCUGUAAGACUGCCAAGAAGUCAGAGGAGGAGAUUGACUUCCUUCGUUCCAAUCCCAAAAUCUGGAAUGUUCACAGCGUCCUCAAUGUCCUUCACUCCCUGGUAGACAAGUCCAACAUCAACCGGCAGUUGGAAGUGUACACAAGUGGAGGGGACCCUGAGAGUGUGGCUGGGGAGUAUGGACGGCAUUCCCUUUACAAAAUGCUUGGCUACUUCAGCCUGGUGGGGCUGCUGCGUCUGCACUCCCUGUUGGGGGAUUACUACCAAGCCAUUAAGGUUCUGGAGAAUAUCGAGCUGAAUAAGAAGAGCAUGUAUUCUCGUGUGCCUGAGUGCCAAGUCACCACGUACUAUUACGUUGGUUUUGCUUAUUUGAUGAUGCGUCGCUACCAGGAUGCCAUCCGGGUCUUUGCCAACAUCCUUCUCUAUAUCCAGAGGACCAAGAGCAUGUUCCAGAGGACCACAUACAAAUAUGAGAUGAUUAACAAGCAGAAUGAGCAGAUGCAUGCUCUACUGGCCAUUGCCCUCACCAUGUACCCCAUGCGUAUUGAUGAGAGCAUUCACCUCCAGCUGCGGGAGAAAUAUGGGGACAAGAUGCUGCGCAUGCAGAAAGGUGACCCACAGGUGUACGAGGAACUUUUCAGCUACUCCUGUCCCAAAUUCCUGUCGCCUGUGGUACCCAACUAUGACAACGUGCACCCCAACUACCAUAAGGAGCCCUUCUUGCAGCAGCUGAAGGUAUUUUCUGAUGAGGUGCAGCAGCAGGCCCAGCUCUCCACUAUCCGCAGCUUCCUCAAGCUCUACACCACCAUGCCUGUGGCCAAGCUCGCUGGCUUCCUGGACCUCACAGAGCAGGAGUUCCGUAUCCAGCUGCUUGUCUUCAAACACAAAAUGAAGAACUUGGUGUGGACCAGCGGCAUCUCAGCCCUAGACGGUGAAUUUCAGUCAGCCUCCGAGGUUGACUUCUACAUUGAUAAGGACAUGAUUCACAUCGCAGACACCAAGGUUGCUAGGCGCUACGGGGAUUUCUUUAUCAGGCAGAUUCACAAAUUUGAGGAGCUCAAUCGAACCCUGAAGAAGAUGGGACAGAGACCCUGAGGACAUUCACACGCAUUAGUUAGGAACCUAUUUUGAUGUCAUUGUAGGCGGGGGUGUAUUUUUGCCACCAUGAAGCCUUUACCUAGAUUGCCCAUCAGCCAGUCAACUGAGUUGAAGCUUUUUUGAAUUAAGGACUGAAAUGUUUUAAGUAGGUCUCAGUAAAAGGUUUUCUUUGGA